AAACGCUUUCACAGCGCCUAAGAAAAAGAAGACACAUCAAAUUCUCAAUUGACGCCCAGACAUUCUUUUUUCCAGACUCUAGUACUCGUUUUUUACAGUAUCUUUUCGUUCGUUUAAAGCAUGCCUUUUCCUCGCAGGAAUACCAACAACAACAAUAACGGAGGCCUCGGUUUCUUUACGAUGGUCGCCGCCGUCACGGCCGGGUUAAAGCUCAAAGAACGCUGGGACGAUUAUAGAGCUAUCCCCGGCGAUGAAGGACGGUUAGCGUUGCACAGUCCAGUAGAUCCUGCUUAUAUGGAUGAGGAAGACAACAUCGGAUUAAACAACAGUGCUACCUCAAAUGGCUUCCUCUCUACAGAGAUACCUCAAGUAACAGCGCCUAAGAGAAAACGCAGCAAGAAGUGGUGUAUCUGCUGUGGUUUAGACUGCGGCUUGUUCUGGAAGGCCUUCGGCAUUGUCCUUCUCAUAACGAUUGUGUGGAAUGGCUUGAAAUUUGGCAAAUGGCUUGUGACCCCUUCUCCCACUGGUCUGGAAGGUUUACCUGCUUAUGGUGCCUCGUUAGGGUGCCCCUCUGCAUCCCACAUCUACAUGGGAUCCAAAACAAACUUUACUGUUCCCGUCGGCACCGAAUCCGAACAUUCUCUGGAAAUCAGCGGAAUAGCUUCUGGUACUUUGGUCGUGGCUGAAGGAGCGUCAGAUGCCACCGAAAUAGUCUACGAGUUGAUUCUCCGCAGAGAUGACAGUGAUUCUUUUGACGAUACCUCAGUUGGCUCGACCCAGGAGGGCCAAUUUGUCCUACAGACCCCGGUUUCAGGAUCCUUCUGCAUGCGGUACGAUAUGACUGUCUACAUCCCUCGCAACCUGAAGAAACUCCAGCUUGCAUCUCGCUCCACCACCCAACUCAAAUUCGCUACAGAAGGAAACGUCGUGCUCGACGACAUGUCUGUAACCCUCUAUGCUUCGAACGAUAAUCUCAACCUGCUCCUUCCCAACACAAAUAUCCAGGCUACGCGGAUGUCCCUUGAGGUCUGGCGCGGUUGGGUCGUUGGAGAUAUCUCGAUUGUCAACUCUACCACCAUUCAGACUAGGAAUGGCGAUGGUGUGACCAACGUCCAUGUACACCCGGAUCCUCAAUCGUCCGAUGUCGCUUACUUGGAAACCAUCUCCGGUGCGGGUCGUACGGACGUAUUCUACGAGAGCGAUCCUAGUCGCUUGCAUCGCGUUAUUUCAAGCACACACACGUGCGAACGGAAAGGCGACAUGUACCUCACAUACAAAGAAGCGGAAUUCAACGGCCAAAUCGAUCUCAAGUCACAAUCCUUCACUGGUCAUGGGGUCCAGGGUAUGAUUUCUGCAGCACCUGGCCGCCCGAAUAGCGAACUGCCUUGGGUUGGCAAUAAAGAUGGUGGAGAUAGCUUGAAGAUCAGGUCUCCGCAGGGAUGGGUGGGACUUUACUUCUGAACGUAUCUAGGACCUUCUGCUUCAACCACUCUCAAUUCAUGUCCGCGGGUUCUCGAGCGAUCUGUGUGUUAUAGGGCAUUUGGAAAUCAAUGACAGAAAGAAAAUCAUGGACAAGCAAAAUGAGCUGAUUUCAGCUACGUGUAAUGGGAUGACACGUUGUGGUCCUAUUUAUGAACCUAUAUCGAUGUUAUCUGUAGAUUGUAUGGUACCACUUCAGUCGAUCCAGACCUUCCCCAUUGCUUGUUCAGUGCUGAUAUGUCAGAUCUUGACAAUGCAUGAUCAUAUCUAUAAACAAAGUUGAGUUCGAUAUUUUGAAAGUUCGCGCUCGAUCAAGUCUUCUUGUAAGACGUAACGCCACCUCGAACGAACGAUAACGACACCGUCGAUCGGAAGCUAAUUGAUAUGAGCAAGACAGCCUAUCUUAUCUUGGCGCGGGUGCUUGUAUCCCUGAUAAGUCGACUUGUAUAUCACUUCAUUGCCAGGUAUAGACACUCGAAGCUGGCACGAACAGGUGUGAACACGUUCCAUCAUGCACAUUCUUUUACUUGAUGAGCGCCGCUCGGGAUUCCAGCUAUCCAUCGAUU
Serpula lacrymans var. lacrymans S7.9 is the source of this 2045-nucleotide messenger RNA. RefSeq lists its product as uncharacterized. Lineage: Eukaryota; Fungi; Basidiomycota; Agaricomycetes; Boletales; Serpulaceae. The transcript is spliced from 5 exons. The record is from RefSeq and is a predicted model, not a curated record. Bases 121 to 1461 code for a protein of 446 amino acids.